Molecule: messenger RNA, 647 nt
Organism: Galeopterus variegatus (Sunda flying lemur)
Lineage: Eukaryota; Metazoa; Chordata; Mammalia; Dermoptera; Cynocephalidae
Gene: SMIM24
Product: small integral membrane protein 24
Exons: 4
Coding region: 13-399 (128 amino acids)
Source: RefSeq, a predicted model, not a curated record
UGGAGGACGGUCAUGGAGACCCUGGGGACCCUUCUCGUGCUUGGAGCGCUGCUCCUCUCCCCCGCCGAGGCCCAGGAGGCCACAAAGCGUCGCUGGAAGCCCUGGCUGGUGGGCCUGACUGCUGUCGUGGUCUUCCUGUUCAUCGUCUACGUCCUCAUGCUGGCCAACCGCAUCUGGUGUUCCAAAGCCAGGGCCAAGGACGAAGAGGAGGCUGACCUCAGAAUGGAGACCAACCCGUACCAGGAUGUGGACCUGAGUGAAGGAGACCGUGGGGAGGAGAAAGAGAGAAGAGAGAGAGAAGGAAAGAAGGAGAAAAAGGCAAAGAAGGAAGGAGGGGGCAAUGUGGGGGACAAAGAGGACCGCAGACACCACGAGCCAGUAAAGAACACGGCCUUGUGAGACGCCCUGCCGCCGCCUCCAGGCAGCCCCCCAGACGUGCCCCCUCCACACCCUCUCAGCAACGCCUUGGACUUGAAGCCAGUGAAAUGACUCCGUCUGGGAAUCAGAAUAAUGUUCCCAAAUGAAGAGGAUUGGGGACCCACCCCACCUCCCUCAAGGAGGGCUCUUGGGGUAUUACACGGUCUUUAUACACUUCGUCCUAAGCUUGAUCCCGUCUGGUGAUUCUUUUUGCACUUGGGGAGCAUCCC